UGGAAACGCACCAGAGAGAGAUUUCAUUAGCGCUUUUUUCUGUCUUAUAUAAAGUGCAAACGCAUCAGAGAGAAAUUUUAUCAGCGGUUUUUUCUGUCUUAUGUAAAGUAGAAACGCACCAGAGAGAUAUUUUAUUUGAAGUGUAAGGUGCUUCGAUUUGGCUUCGAUUCUUCGAUUCAACACGGCUCUAACAGCAUGGUUGCCACCAAAUGGCGAAAAUUUGUGUCUGAUACAACCGUUCACGGUCUUCGCUAUGUCUUUGAAAGCCCUUCAAGACUUCGUCGGUUGAUUUGGCUGUUGCUUCUCUUGGGUGCAAUCGCGAUUGAUAUCUAUUUCUUAAUAGAAAGUAUUGAGAAAUACUCCUCAAAGCCAUUUAACACAGAAUUCACAGAGGUUGUCCCUGAGAAUGGAGAAAUUUCGUUUCCUGCGGUGACAAUUUGUAACCUAAACCGAUUCGUCAAAAGGAAAAUUAAUAUGUUUGAAAAUGACGAGAACUUUCACAAAAUGGGGUUAAAUCUCUCUGCUUGUGAAGUGACAAGUAAGGUGAACAAAUCCUUGAGUUGUGGACAAGCGCUAAUGUGUGCCUUUGAGCCAUUUGGCUGGGCAAUUGCAGAGAAUUGCAACAUGACCAUAAGACAGCGAAUAAUCAGUGCCCUUAACAGGACAAAGGAGCCAAUUUUCAACCCCGAAGAGUUUGUAGAAACUUUCGGACAUGACUUUGCCGAAAUGUUUCUAUAUUACUGUCGCUUUUCAGUAUCGCAGGACUGCACGAGUGCCGAUUUUCAUCCAACACUUACCAAAAAUGGUCGCUGCUUUACCUUCAACUCCGGGAAAAAUGGAACCAAAGUGCGCAGUACAAGACGGGCUGGAGUAUCAGGAGGUCUAAGUGUUAUUUUAGAUGUACAGGCUUACGAAAACACUGUAAGCGAAUUCUCGCGAGGGCUGCGAGUUGUUGUACAUGAUCCAGGAGCCAUUGUAAAUUUGGAUAAAGGCUUUAAUGUCUUUCCUGGAUCACACGCUUUGGCACGAAUAGCUGCAAUAAAGCAUGAGCGACUACCGUAUCCGUAUAAGUCUGACUGCACGAGGAGAGUCCUUCCUAACAUAACCCGUUACAGUAGAGAUGGCUGCUUCAUACAAUGUAAAGCAAAUGUCACCUUAAAAAGGUGCGGCUGUAGAGAAAUCGGUGCUCCAGUGCCAUCAAACUCGCCGGUUUGUUCUUUUCAACACCACUUCUGCGAGAAACAGAAAGCAGAGUCGUACAAUCCUUUCAACUGUUCAUGCGAUAUUCCUUGCGAGGAGACAGAGUACAUGACUCAGGUGUCUUACUCUCAAUUCCCUGAUGAUGGAGCAUCUAAAAUCCUAAAAUACAAGCACGCUUACAACAAAAGCGUAGAAUACCAGAGGGGAAAUUUAGUGUUCCUCCAGGUUGGAUAUCAGCGUCAUGGAUACACUCUGAUGAGAGAAAGUCCAAGCUACAAGAUUGGGAGCUUGAUGGGUGAUAUCGGUGGAAAUAUGGGUCUUUUCCUGGGCUGCAGUCUAUUAACAAUAUUUGAAUUUUUUGACCUGGCUUGGAACAUCUUGGAAUAUCGAGCGAACAAGAAUAGAAAUAUUGCUCAGGAGCAGAUGGGAAACGAAGGAGUAUGAAACAUUCUAAUUGAUUGGUAUAAGGAGCUUGUUUUUGUUUACGCCUAAAAACAAAAAAGAGCAUAGGGACAGGGUCAAUAUCAGUAGCUGGAUACAGGAUGUAUGUACAUAUCAAGAAGCACGCGGGAUUCAUAUAAUAACUUCUACUAUGACGUGAAAGACAUUCAAGUCUAAUUGUGCUGUAUGCGGAAUGUCUGUCAAAUGAUCUUACAGUCGAACCUCUCUUAAGCGAUACUGUACUAGGCGACACCCUGUAUUAAGCGGUGGUGGUCACCUU
This is a messenger RNA of Pocillopora damicornis (cauliflower coral), 1921 nucleotides long. Its product is annotated as acid-sensing ion channel 2. Gene Ontology annotation, biological process: sodium ion transmembrane transport. NCBI's taxonomy places the organism in Eukaryota, Metazoa, Cnidaria, Anthozoa, Scleractinia, Pocilloporidae. Gene Ontology annotation, cellular component: plasma membrane. Gene Ontology annotation, molecular function: ligand-gated sodium channel activity. The record is from RefSeq and is a predicted model, not a curated record.